Carassius carassius (crucian carp) is the source of this 1910-nucleotide messenger RNA. RefSeq names its product UPF0415 protein C7orf25 homolog. Bases 137 to 1456 code for a protein of 439 amino acids. Lineage: Eukaryota; Metazoa; Chordata; Actinopteri; Cypriniformes; Cyprinidae. The transcript is spliced from 2 exons. The record is from RefSeq and is a predicted model, not a curated record.
GGCAGAACUUGAACUGUAUGUGCUGUAAGUAUUACAUCGUUUCCUAGAUAACAUUCUUCACUUAAACGGUCAACUGUUAUCCUUCUUUUAUUUAAAGCAAUCAGGAAAAGAGUUACUAGAAUGAUGUUCAACAGCGAUGGCUACUUACAACACGCUGCAGGACCGGAUCAGAGUAGCCAAGGAGCUGCUUGAGAGAGUGGACAAAAUUUGCAGUCGCCAAGGCUGUGAGGUUGAGGGACGUGCUAAACUCUGCAGUAAGCUGCGGGCUGAGCUCAAGUUCCUGCAGAAGGUGGAGGCCGGCAAGGUUGUUAUCAAGGAGUCCCACCUGCAAAGUACCAAUCUCACUCAUCUGAGGGCCAUCGUCGAAUCAGCCGAGAAUCUAGAGAAUUUGGCGAGCGUCCUGCACGUCUUCACCUACGAGGGCCCCGAGGGCCAGAAGCAGACUUUGGUGGUCGAUGUGGUGGCGAACGGCGGACACACUUGGGUGAAAGCCAUCGGGCGCAAGGCGGAGGCGCUGCACAACAUCUGGCAAGGCCGUGGCCAGUACGGAGAUAGAAGUGUGAUACGACAAGCAGAAGAUUUCCUUGAGGCCAGUCGGCAGCAGCCCGUGCAGUACAGCAACCCUCACAUCAUAUUUGCCUUCUACAAUGGGGUCUCAAGCCCUAUGGCUGACAAGCUCAAAGAGAUGGGCAUCUCUGUGAGAGGCGACAUUGUUGCUGUUAAUACAAUAAUCGAAGGUGAAGAGGAUGAAGACAGUGAAGACAAACCUGGAUGUGUGGAAGAGGACCAGGAGGGAGAGAAUGAAGCUUUGGUUGAGGAGGAAGAAGAAGAGGAUGAGGAUGAUGAUGAUGAUGAUGAUGAUGAUGACGAUACUGACCUCACCCACACCCGUGUUGAUCGAGACACCAUCGUGGCCAGCCUUGCCUUCCCCACUGAAGUGAAGGUGGACGUGUGCAACAGGGUGAACCUUGACAUCACCACUUUGAUCACGUAUGUGUCGUCCCUGAGCCACGGCAACUGUCACUUCACUUUUAAGGAAGUGGUGCUGACGGAGCAGGCUGCACAGGAGCGCCAGGAGAAGGUCCUGCCCCAGCUGGAGGAGUUCAUGAAGGGAAAAGAGCUGUUUGCUUGCCAUUCCGCAGUUGAGGAUUUCCGCGUGAUCUUGGAAACGUUAGGAGGCCCUGGAGAAAAAUCCAGAGCGGAGCAGCUGCUAUCCAGGCUCAAAGUAGUUCCUGAUCAGCCGUCUGAGCGAACACAACGCUUGGUUAUGAGCUCAAAGGUGAACCGUAGAUCCCUGAUGAUCUUUGGGACAGGGGACACCCUGCGGGCCAUUACUAUGACUGCGAAUAGUGGAUUCAUCCGUGCUGCUGCUAAUCAGGGUGUGCGAUACAGCGUGUUCAUCCACCAACCCCGCGCACUCACUGAGGGGAAAGAAUGGAGAGCAACUCCAAUAUGACUGAAGGGCUGUAAAUGAGAUAUGUGUCAGGAGAUUUUUGUAUGAGAUAUUGACAGAGUUAUAGUGUAUGAAGAUGGUUAAAGUUAUAAAUGAUGCUUAAAACUAGACACUUGUGAGAGGCACUACUGUAUAAAGUGCACAACUCAUUGGAUACAGACACUCAGCAAUCUUUAUGUAAACUCAGUGAGCUCAGUGCCUCGAAUGCAGCAUUUCAAUGCAAAAAGAUGUCAAAUUAACCUAAUUUAGAUUGCAUCAAAAAUAUAGUGUCGAAACAGUGUGUAAACAGAGGCAUAUACUUUUGUUUUCAAAUCUUUCGACUACAUGCCUCAGGGUUAUUUUACUUUUCAAUUUAGUUUCUUUUCACAAACCUGAUUUUUCUAAGUUAAUCUUGUUACAUCCAUUUCCACCAGAGUACCAAAUAAACACUCUUCAAAUGGCUUUACCUCAUGAAGAA